AUGAGGAAAAGGAAAAAUUAGAAAUAUAAUAUGCAUUAACACACAGUAAGAACUAUUGAGGAAGCAUUAUAUAAGAAAUUAUAUACUGAACUUGAAAUUCAAUAGAAAAGAGAUUAAAAUAAAUAUGAGAAUAUGUUUGUUUGUUAAGGCACAUAAACAUAUUAUGAAGUUGAUUAAAUAGAAGUGUUGAUGGAUAAUUUAGUGGAAUAAAAAUCUACUAAAAAAGAGUUGCUUAAAUUGAAAUAAGAAUGCUAUGCUGAAAUUCAACAAUUGUUUGUUUAAAAUAAAUGUCAUAUCUAGGAUAAUGUGAAUUUGAGAAAUCUAAUUUAAUUUUAAUAAAUUCUGAUCUAAGUUUUAGAAAGUGAAAACAUUCUGAUAUCUGAUAAGAUACAAUCAACUAAAUCAUUAAAAAUACAAUCCGAAGAACAAAAUACAUUUGCAUUAGAACUAAUUGAUAUAAUGAUGAACUCAUCAGUAUUAAUUGAGAUCUCAAUAAAUGAACAUAGCUUAAACAUAGGAGAUAAGAAAAUACCUAGAUAAUGGAUAGUUGAUAAAUAUUUUGAUUAUAAUCAUUAGAUUUAUCCCUUGGGAAUAUUGUACAUUGUUUACAAGGUUUCACUAUGUUAAGUGAUAACUUUAGCAUUAACCGGUACUAAAAUAAUCUAAUUAUAUUCUUAAAUUUGA
Molecule: messenger RNA, 684 nt
Organism: Paramecium tetraurelia
Lineage: Eukaryota; Ciliophora; Oligohymenophorea; Peniculida; Parameciidae
Exons: 4
Source: RefSeq, a predicted model, not a curated record